AUGUAUAAAAUAUGUUUCACUUGUAUUACCUGUCAUCCCGUCAAUCAUCGAUUUUCUCGGAGGGGGCCAGUAACGUCUCUAUUCGUCCCUGUCGCGGGCCGGAGUGGACGUCAAAGCAGGAAGUACAGCAAAGCGAAAAGGUGAGCGCGGAGCCGGAUGUUCUUUGACUUCUUCACUACUCCCUCAAUAUUAAAUUCGUUUUUCAUAAACAUCGUCUUCAUUAAGCUCAAUCUCAAGCCGAUCUCUCCACAGGCACUAUCAAACUCGGCCAGCAUUCGUUCCGCCUGCUCGAUGUUCGGUGUUACAAGCACGAUGUCAUCUGUAAAGCGGAGAUGA
Molecule: messenger RNA, 336 nt
Organism: Haemonchus placei
Lineage: Eukaryota; Metazoa; Nematoda; Chromadorea; Rhabditida; Trichostrongylidae
Source: the annotation of a GenBank genome assembly